AUGUUUGCAACUGUCAAACAAGUGGUGAAGUUGCUGCAGCAACUUACGAAUCUAUUGGAAAAAGUUUCUCCCACUGCUCGCAAGGAUUUGGGCUCUUUUGCUCUGCAGUCCCUUUUGUUUAAAGUUUUCACUUCUAACUGGAUUGAUAAAAGAGAAGCAAUAAUAGAGAGAACUCCAUCAGCUUGUGCGAUGCAAUGGAGCAUAGACCUUGAAAAGGGCCUCCGUUCUAAUAAACCUGGUAAAUCUACCAGAGCCAUACUAGAUAUUGGGCCAAGACUUGAGUGGUGGAGUAAAGAGUCAAAUCUUCAUGCUGCUGAGUACAAAAUAUUCGGCUUAAUUCCUGGGGAAGAUAAGCUAUUUGCAAAUGUUGUCCUUCUUAGGCUUGCGGAUGCUUGCAGGUCAGGAGACAAACAAAUGAAGCUUUGCAUAGUGAAGAUUUUCUUGUCCGAGCUCAAGCAGAGAAGACGAUUGAGGAGCGAGGGGAGAAAAGAUGAGGGAAUCCUUUCAAAGGAUAAUUUAGAUAGAUGUACCGAACUUUUGACUAGAAUAAAGAUAGUAUUCGACUCUGGAAACGAUGAAGAGAGAGCAUUGGCUUUAGCUCUAUUUGGUUGCUGGGCUCAUAUUGCGAAAGAUAGCGCUAAUGUUAGAUACCUCAUACUUUCAAGCUUGGUCUCAACGCAUAUUCUGGAGGCAAAGGCUUCUUUGUUUGCAGGUGGAUGCUUUUCUGAAUUGGCUGAUGACUUUGCUUAUGUAUUUCUGGAGAUGCUUGGAGGUCUGUUGACAUCAUCUGAAACACCAAGGGCUAUAAGGCUAGCAGGAGCACAUGCUUUUGCUAAAAUGCGGUGUUCAAUUUUACUAGCGGAUAAAGCUCAUAAGACUGGCAUGAAGCUUAUCGGAGAAUCUCCAGAGGAAGACUUCUCUAUGGUGAUACUAGUUUCACUUUCCAAAGUUGCUUUUAAAUGGACAUCUCUAAUUCCUAUACAGAUGGAAUUGCUUCUCUCAUUUAUGAAUAAGGAAAGAGGUUUGAGCCUACAAGCUAUGGCAUUAAAAUGUCUUUGUUUCAUUUUAGGCAAAGGAAUGUAUCAGUUCCCUGCCAGUUCAAAUAUGACUCUAAAGUUUCUUGGUCUCAUAAAUCAGUCUGAUUUUCCACCAGCUUUGCAUUUUGAAGCCCUAAGAGCUUUUUGCCAGAUAUUGCCGCCCAACCUAGAUACAAUUCCAUGCACAGAGAUCCUCACUAUUUUCUCCAAGUUCAUACAAAUUGUCGAGUUCAGAAUACUAUCCCCAAUUAUCUCAGAGAGGGUUUUCGGUGUUCAUGUAUUAGCUAGUAUUUUUUACAAACUUUUGGGAACACUGAAAGAUGCAGCAGAUGGAAUUAGUUCAAUUGUUGCAUCUAACAUGAUUACUUUCACAGUCGGACGUGUCUCCCAACUAAUAAAGUUAGUGCUAGAGAAUCCUCAUCCAGACACGGAGGUGGAGCAGGAGAUAAAGAGUUUACUCCUUAUUUUAGUUAAUCUGGUUGAAGAACAUCGAGAUCUCUCUGGUAUUGUACUGGAUAAGAGCUGCAUAGUUAUUGAACAUAUGGUCAGCAUGCUCAAUGAAUUCACCGGCAUGACACAUUCAAGCUCAGAAGAUCACCAUAUAACAGAGCUUGACAGAGAGAACCAUACAUUAAUUACAUCCAGAGUUUGGGUUUAUGUAACCCAACUUCUGAUAACUUGCUUUAAAGUGCUGGAUGUUUCCACUGCUGGUGCCACCCAAGUCUUUAACAGAAUGGAGCACCUGGUUGAGCACGUGCACCAGAAAUUCUGUAUAAAAAAAGAUUAUUGGUCGUCUUAUAAGCUUGGAAAAUAUGCUGCAUGUCGUGGUACAUGGUUGGUAGCUUCCUACAUAUUUAGGGAAUUAAUACCUAUGGUUCAAUCUGAUAUCUGUUGUUCUUGGUUGAAAUCCAUAGCCCGUCUUUCAGAACUGGAAAGGCAAGUCCAGUUGCUUGGGAUUACUCUUUCUGGAAAUACUGCUGGGAAAAUUACGACAGUUAAUCACAUUGCAAAUGUUGUCGGGGCCUGCAACAAGCUUUGUUCUUUAGAGAAAGCUUUUGAUGCCUCUGUUUCUGGUCUUACUUAUAGUUUCCAGAGAUGGUUUAUUACUUUAAGAUCAAAGGUUGUUAAAACUGUUGCAGAUGUACUUAAAUUAUUGAGCAUGAAUUCUUUUUCACAAGAAGCCACCACAAGUACUAAACAAAUAGAGGUAAAGAUUUUGUUUCAGCACUUGGAAUCUUCGCAAGGACUCAGCUCUUUGUUGCAAUUGCUUGCCCACGCUUCUUCCCAGUUCAUGAGGCUAGUAAAUACCGGAUUAGCAUUUUAUUUUGCCAGUUCCAAUGCUAAACAAAACUGUAGUAUAUAUGGUCUUGAAACCUCAGAGGAUCAAGUUCGUACUCUGCUGGUUCAUGACUUAUUAAGGAGACUGGGGUAUAUAGACUUAGAAACCAGCAAAAAUCUGCGGCAGCUUUUGAAUUUCCGUCGAAGCUCUAGGAGUUGCUCAGUGCAAGAAUUCCAAAAUGAAUUAUCUACUACUCGUGUUGAAGCAAGAGAUGUUUCUAAGCUUUGUAGAUAUUCCGUUCAGAGAUUUCUUAGUUUGCAAGCAAGUACCGUACAUGACAAUACUGGUAUAUCCCGAGCUCCUCAUGAUGCUUUGCAAUUGAUGUUCAACAUUAUUUCCUCCUGGAUACAGAUCCCUUUCCGGACUCCGAAACACUUUUUCCAAUUCAGGUCCCCCAUUUCUGCUGAGCUUUUCAUAACAAAUGAAGAUGGUAAAAGGAUGGAUGAUAUAUCUGUCUUGUCAGGCUUUGAGAUCCCUCUAACUCUGUGCAUUCAACUAAGAAAUAUAUCUCCAGACCAGCUGUCUCAGGUGUCAAAAUUGUACUGCAUCCUUCACUCACGAACAUCCUUCCAAGUAUUUAGUGCAAACGGGGUUAAGAAAGUACCAGAGUCCAGCUGUCAAGCUUGGAAAAGUGAUCACAUGGUAGAACUUAAUGACAAGCUAUUGCACUUUACAACAGGUUCUACCAAGAGGGGUGGAUUACAUGCUAUGGAAAGUGCUGAAGGGAUUUAUGCCGUGGAUAAAGUUGUAUUUUUUUAUCCUAAUGAGAAAGGGCAAGGAUUUGCAGCCUGCUUGCUAGAUGUUUCAGCAUUUCCUGUGGGUUCUUACCAAAUCAAAUGGCACAGCUGUUGUAUAGACAAUAAUGGAACUUACUGGAGCCUUAUGCCCCUGAACACUGAUCAGUUCUUCACCGUACAUGAAUCUUCUAAUAUUGGUCCUGUUGUUAGGGUGCCAUAGACUGCAGUUCUUUAGUUAGAGCCAGAAAGAAGUUGUUAAUAGAUAUAUUUAUUGGCAGUUUAUUAUAAUAGAAGAGUGAGAUAAGAUACUGUUUGACAUGUCUGUUUAUUGGAAAUAUUAAUUCAACACUGAGGGCUCUUUGGACUUUUCACAAAUAUUAGCAACUCUACGUGUCUUGCAACGCUGCGUUCCAACAGCCACCACAUCCUUAUCCCUUGACCUUUGUUUAUUUGGACUUCCCAUUGAGAUCUGACAGUAAAAUCCUCUGCUCAAUUCAUC
Molecule: messenger RNA, 3612 nt
Organism: Lycium barbarum (goji berry)
Lineage: Eukaryota; Viridiplantae; Streptophyta; Magnoliopsida; Solanales; Solanaceae
Exons: 12
Coding region: 1-3333 (1110 amino acids)
Biological process (GO): snRNA 3'-end processing
Cellular component (GO): integrator complex
Source: RefSeq, a predicted model, not a curated record